This is a messenger RNA of Nerophis lumbriciformis (worm pipefish), 1098 nucleotides long. The record is from RefSeq and is a predicted model, not a curated record. NCBI's taxonomy places the organism in Eukaryota, Metazoa, Chordata, Actinopteri, Syngnathiformes, Syngnathidae.
AUGAGCUACGACAACACGUCCCAGAGUUCUUCCACCGCCGUCCUGUCGCCGAUCGCCUGGGAGGGUGGCCGGCUGAAGCUCCUAGAGCAGACCUUGCUGCCCCGGGAAGAGAUUUGGAUCGAAUGCCCCGAGCCUGAAGACGUGGCCGAUGCGAUUCGCCGCCUGGCGGUUCGCGGCGCGCCGGCAAUCGGAGUUUCGGCGGCUUACGGCCUGGUGGUCGGGCUCGACAAAGUCACUAGCGAGGCCGACCUACAACCUCGCUUCGACCAGGUCUACGAGCUGCUGAUGAGCACUCGGCCAACGGCGGUCAACCUGCGUUGGGCGUUGGAGCGCGGUCGGGUGGUUUUCGACGCUCACCGGGCCGACGGGGUCGAGGCUACCCGCCGGGCGUUGCUCGAUUGGGCCAAAGAGGUCCAUCGCGGCGACAUCGAGACCUGCCAGCGCAUCGGCGAGCACGGUGCUACCAGGUUCGAGCCCGGCGACCGGGUGCUGACCCACUGCAACGCCGGUUCGCUGGCCACCGGUGGCUACGGCACCGCGGUCGGGGUCAUUACCUCGUCGUGGCGUGCCGGCCGGCUCGGCAAAGUGUGGGUCGACGAGACCCGGCCGCUGUUGCAAGGUGCUCGUCUGACGGCUUGGGAGCUCGACAAGCUGGAGAUUCCCUACCAUCUGGUGACCGACAACAGUGUCGGUGCGUUGAUGACCCGCGGCGAGGUCGACCGAGUAGUGGUCGGCGCCGACCGCAUCGCCGCCAACGGCGACGUGGCCAACAAGAUCGGCACCUACGUGGUGGCGGUGCUAGCGGCUCGCCACGGGGUGCCGUUCUACGUCGCCGCUCCGCUCUCGACCAUCGACCAGCGCACUCCCACCGGCAACGAGAUCCCGAUCGAGAUCCGCGCUGAAGAAGAGGUCACCAACGUCUUCGGCACCCGCGUCGCCCCGGCCGAAACGCCAGCCUUCAACUAUGCCUUCGACGUGACGCCCAACGAUCUGAUCGCCGGCAUCAUCACCGAAGUCGGGGUGCUCGAAGCGCCGUAUACCGAGUCGAUUGCUCGGGCGUUCGCGGACCAAGCACAAGAAAGUCAGCGUUCGUCUUGA